Molecule: messenger RNA, 1989 nt
Organism: Coniosporium apollinis CBS 100218
Lineage: Eukaryota; Fungi; Ascomycota; Dothideomycetes
Exons: 7
Coding region: 1-1989 (662 amino acids)
Biological process (GO): transmembrane transport
Cellular component (GO): membrane
Molecular function (GO): myo-inositol:proton symporter activity
Source: RefSeq, a predicted model, not a curated record
AUGGCCACAACCAACCAAAGUGCGGCCGGCGUGGCUCAUGGAGCGCGAAGAAGGCCGCCUUUUCGGGAUCUGCUCGAGAGGAAUGAGCUUGGAAUAAUUGACUCGCCAUUGCAGUGGGUAGAUACAGACGACCUAGAUGCCAAUUUUCGGGCGCUCCAUGACGCCCACAACCUUGCGGGCACCAUCGACAAGGAGCUUCUUGCUCGUGGUGGUCGACUAGCCCGAGACGAACCGUUGUUCUUGAGCAUAGGUGAUUUGAGCGAGCUCGAGAGGAAAGCUCUCGAUCGAGAGAAGACUUGCACCCUCUGGGGUCAAAGCAAGGAGCUGAAAAUCAUCCUGUUAAUUUGUUGCGUCGGUGCAAUCGUCCAGCAAGUUUCCCAAGCCCUCUUGCGUUGCGUGCAGACCUGCAGACUGACAGUGAUUGCCAGAGGGUGGGCUCAGCAAUCAAUCACGGGCGCUAAUCUGGGUUGGCCCGGCGAAUUCGGACUGAAAGUCGAGUUAAACAGGAAGAAUGUCGUUGAUGUCGUUACAAGGGAUGUCUGGAUUCUGGGCGCAGUUAAUAGUAUCUCAUAUUUUGGGGCCAGCUUCGUUGGAGCAUGGUUGUCGGAUCCUCUGAACGAACAUGUCUUUGGAAGACGCGGCGCGUUGUUCGUGGCCGGACUUUUUUCCUUCGCCGGUCUGGUCGGCUCUGCCUUUACCGACACUUGGCAGUCUUUACUCGUUUGUCGUUUGAUUGUUGGUAUAGGUAUGGGUGCAAAAGCAGCCGUGAUACCGAUAUUCGAAUCAGAGGUGGCGCCGGCCCGCAUCCGGGGCCGCUUGUUAGUCAGCUGGCAGACGUUUACCGCGUUUGGAGUCUUCCUAGGGGCUUCAGCGAACCUCAUUCUGCGCGAUAAUUGGCGGUGGCAAACUGCCAGUGGAUUCGUCCCAGCCCUCGUGUUGUUGACGCUGGUUUUCCUAGGUUCAGAGAGCCCACGAUGGCUUAUCAAACAAAACCGAUACCGCGAGGCGUACGAAGUCCUGCUCCGCCUGCAAGGGAUACCUUUGCUGGCCGCCAGGGAACUCUGCUAUAUCCACGCUCAGAUCCAGACGGCAAUAAAAAGCACUAACUACCUGCGCCGAUUCAUCGCUCUAUUCACAAUUUCCAGAAACAGACGGGCAGCUCUUGCUUCCGUUGUGGUGAUGGCUUCGCAGCAGCUCUCGGGUAUCAACAUCUUCGCUUUUCUUGCCGCUUCGGUUUUCACUGAUGCGGGCUUCUCCGAGAUCAACAGUCUCUACCUGUCUUGGGGGUUUGGACUUGCUAACACACUUUUCUCCCUUCCUGCCUACUGGUUGGUCGACAGCAAGGGCAGACGGUAUCUCCUUCUCUUGUCCCUCUUGGGUUGCAUGCCGACAUUGCUUGCAACGGGGUUCAGCUUCCAAAUUGCGAACGAAUCCACCCGAGUCGGAGUUGUAGCAUUCUUUCUCAUGCUAUAUACACUCUUCUACUCCCCAGGAGCUGGCGUGGUCCCAUUUUUAUACAGUUCGGAAGUCUUCCCGCUCAUCAAUCGCGAAGUGGGCAUGUCAUGGGCCUGCUUCUGGAAUUUCCUGCUGGCCGGCCUGCUGGCAUUGACGGUUCCUCAACUGACUCACGCUCUGGGCCACACCCGCCUGCUCGGAUUGUUUGCAGGAUUGGACGCAUUCGCCUUUCUCAUGGUGUGGUUGUUGGUGCCCGGAACUGUCGAGGUCACGACGUUGGAGGAAAUGAACUACGUCUUUGGUGUCCCGACGAGACGUCAUAUCGAAUAUCAACUCAAAACAGUUCUUCCAUGGAUCAUAAACUGCGUCCUCCACCCUCGGACGGAGCAUAGACUGGCAUCCUUGUACAGAUGGCAUCGCAGGCGGCAGCAGGCGGCGGAAAUGGUUACCACGGCGACCACGCCCACAAUCACCAUUGCCAACGGCCCGAAUGAUCGCGCGACAAUUGGGGCGACAAUGUCACCACCAACUUGA